CAGCAUACGGCGAGUGCCACUUUUUCGUCUUUGCUGAUAGCAUCGUUUUAUUGCACAUUAUCAUUCAUUCUGCAAAAGCUCUCUCUUUCCAGCUGCAAAAAGGCUCUCCCAUCAAUCCCUGCAUCAAUGUUGAACCUCGGAGCCGAUAAGUCGCAUGCAGGAUGGGACGAGAUCGUGAUUCGACGGGAAGAAUUGUGCGUUGCAAAUCAUCAUCCCAUGUCGAGAUAAGCCACUGCUGUCCAAGAGAAUCAAUUCGACUCUUCCUCGGCAAUGCAAAAAUGAUGGUGAAACGCAAGCACUUGCAGUCAGCUUCCUGUCAACCUCUUAGGCGGUCGCGAAAUAUAUACCUACCUUUCAUUUCGCAAUCUAGCAAUUGCACUUUUGCGCAUUUCGAAAUGAAAAUUACAAGUGUAUCUGCACUCGCGAGCCAUCACAUGCCUCUGAUCGACAAUUGUCCUCGGCAGACUAGGAUGUUCCUGUGCACAAGCUUCCCCGGACAAAUCCCCUCAUUUUGCAAGAAAGGACGUCGAUCCCGUUCCGUUCCUGCAGCAUCCUGGGCCACUCAACGACAUUUCACUUUGCCAUACUCGAUUGGUGCCAUCUCCGAUGCUUGCCUCCGCCAAUCACUGCCACAUCCUCAACUUUGUCCAUUAACAGAAACUUUUCGUCUGGUAUGACUGUCUGACAGGGCCAGGAGGUCCCGGACAUGAUGGCGAAUUUGGAGAUUGCACAAGGAAAUCAUCUGGAGCUGCGGGGUAGCUGGGAUGACGAAGGGAAAUGUGAGGUCAGCGAGAGAGCGGCAUCUUC
Molecule: messenger RNA, 807 nt
Organism: Mollisia scopiformis
Lineage: Eukaryota; Fungi; Ascomycota; Leotiomycetes; Helotiales; Mollisiaceae
Exons: 1
Coding region: 162-677 (171 amino acids)
Source: RefSeq, a predicted model, not a curated record